Messenger RNA from Entrophospora candida, 1464 nucleotides. The record is from the annotation of a GenBank genome assembly. NCBI's taxonomy places the organism in Eukaryota, Fungi, Glomeromycota, Glomeromycetes, Entrophosporales, Entrophosporaceae.
AUGACGCUCACAGAAACUACAACCCAAGCAGCCCUGGAAACAAAUGAAGAUUUAAGAAUUCAAGAACUUUUUGCCGCCUCACAAAAAUUAUUGAAUCAAUCACAACCUUCGAAUCCUAACAACAAUAAUAAUCCUAUUAGCACAAACCUUACAACGACUGAUACUCCUACAACCUCUGCCUUUUCUAUGCACCCAGAAAUAAUAUCACAAGAUAGAAAUCAACCAAAACCAAGAAAAAAUUCAAAAAAAAAAAAUGUUGACAACUAUAAUUUUGGUGACGCUUCUGAUUACUCAUUACCCGUAUCCAAUAACGGUUCAACUCCAUCUUUAAUUAGUAUGACAGGUAUACCACCUUCACCUCCUACUAUGAACCCAAUAAAUUUAAAUAACAAUGGCAAUAAUAUAUCAUCAUCAUCAAAUAUUCCUCAUAAUAUGACUUCAAAUAAUAAUAAAAGUGAUCGUGUUAAAUCAUCAUCAUCACAUCGUGAAAGAGCUGAUAUUAAUAAAGAUAUACCAACUGGUCCACCAGAAUUAAUUAGAGAUCCAACAACAGAAUCAUUUUCAUCUCACGCAUAUGGUUGGCCUAUUUUGUUUGCUGUCAUACCUCCAAUGGGUGCUCUUAUUUUUGGUAAAUCUGAUAUUUGGAGCGAUUUUCUUUUAUUGCUUUUAAUCGCAUUCUAUCUUUAUAAUAUCAUCAAAGUACCUUGGGAACUUUAUUAUGCUGCUAGAUCUAGACGUGUAAUAAACGAAAGUACGACUCAAGAUCAAGCAUUAGAUCCAACUCAAGAAGCCAUCAAAAAUCGAGCAAUCAAAGAACUUCAACGUCAAGAAUUAUAUGCUUUAAUACUUGUCGUCGCCUCCCCAAUCAUCGGUGGUUAUACAUUACAUGGUGCAAAAAUGUAUAUGACUGACUAUGACAAAUACAUUUCUCAUUUUAAUAUUGUGUUGUUCGUUUUUGCUGCUGGUAUUAGGCCUUUAAUGCAUAUAGCCAAUUUAGCAAAAAAUAGAACUUUACACCUUCAAGAACAAGUCCAUUAUCCUAGUACAGAAGUUGAAUUGUUGAAAAGACGUGUCCAACAUUUAGAAUAUGAAUUUUCACAACUACGUAAAGGUUUAGCAACAAAACGUGAUAUACUCAAUGUCAAAGAUGGAUUUGAACCAUCGAUUUCCCAACUGAACAAGGCGGUUAGAAGAUAUGAAAAGAAAGAACAAUACUUGCGUAAUUAUUCUGAGGAAAGAUUUUCUUAUCUCGAAUCAAAAUUACUUGAAUAUGACAAUUUCAUUGCUUAUAAACUGCAAGAAGAGCAAGCAAUGAUUUUGCCACGUAGUAUGAAGCAGGUAGUUACCCUGCCAGUAAAUGUCACUUUAACAGCGUUUAGUUAUGCAAAAUAUUUUUUGCCUAGAUCUCUAAGAGAAAAUAUUCAACAAAAUGAUUUGACUUCUGGAAUUUUACAAAAAUAUUAA